AUGCCAGCUAGCAAAGUGUUCACAGUCAUCAUAGGGACACUCAUGGCGCUAAUGGUGAUAUGGGGGAUUCUUACGCGUCUAAUCCCUCAUUUCCUCCCUACGCCGCCCGUGAAAUGGAGACUAAGGGUUAAUAAUGCAAUUAAAAAAGCUAACAGCGUUGAGAAUAAAACUCCAGUUAUGGACUUCGGCUGGAAAACUGGUGCUGUUCGGCGCCAAAUGAUCUUAGCCUCGAGCAAUCCUUCUGAUUACACAAACAAGCGAUUUGGGAAUGCUAUUCACGUAGGGAAAACCGAUAGAGAAAAUCGUGAAGCCUUUAUCAAUCGUAUGGUUCCACAACUGAGAUCUUACAAGCGUAAUAUAUUUGGUUUUUUUCACCCAUACUGCAACGCUGGUGGCGGCGGUGAGAAAGUACUCUGGAAAGCAGUCGAAUCAACAUUGCAAAAGAACCCUCAAGAUGUUGUCGUAAUUUACACCGGUGACAACGACGUUUCAGGGCCAGAAAUUUUGGCGAAUGUCUAUAAAAGAUUUGAAUAUAAACUCGACGAAUCGAGAAUAGUAUUCAUCUUCCUGAAACGAAGGUAUUUAGUGGACUCGAAAACGUGGCCUAGACUUACUCUUCUAGGACAAGCUCUUGGGUCUAUUAUAUUGGCAUUCGAGGCAUUAUACAAACUUCCGCCUGAUGUCUGGUGUGACACAAUGGGGUAUCCAUUCACGUACCCUUUUAUACACUGGUUCGCAAGUAUACCUGUUAUUGCUUAUACACACUAUCCUAUAAUCUCAUCCGAUAUGCUCGAUAAGCUGAUACUUUUACCAAGCUUCAAAUCCAGCUUGAAACUUAAGCUCAAAUAUUAUUACUGGAAACUAUUCAUGCUGCUAUACAAGUUUGCUGGAAAAUUCGUUGACGUUUCCAUAACUAAUUCAACGUGGACGAACAAUCAUAUUAAACAAAUUUGGUCAACGGGUUCAUCAAAAAUAAUCUACCCACCCUGUUCGACAGAAAACCUCGUUUUCAAAGGAAUUAAAGAGAAGUGGACACGUAAGAAUCGUGCUGUUGUAAUUGCCCAGUUUCGUCCCGAGAAGCGCCAUGAGCUAAUAAUUCGUUCUUUCGCUAGUUUACUGGAUACUAUAUCAGUCGAGCAACGAAGCAAAGUUCCUCAGCUCAUAUUGAUAGGUUCAACAAGGAGUGAUAAAGACCGUGAAUAUGUUGAAGAGUUGAAAAAAUUAGCCUAUGAAACAUUGAAGAUUCCUGCAAACCUGGUUGAAUUUCAUACCGACUGUCAAUAUGAGCAAAUGAAGACAUUCUUGCACACUUCUUCCUACGGAAUUAAUGCAAUGUGGAAUGAGCAUUUUGGAAUAGCUGUUGUGGAAUAUAUUGCAUCUGGUCUUAUCCCACUGGUUCACGCCUCUGCUGGCCCACUUUUGGAUAUUGUAGUGCCAUGGGACUCUAAGAGACGGGUACAGGCUGAUCACGAUAGCAUCUACAACCGAACGGGAUUCUUUUUCAAAGAUCCUAGCGAUCCCGAUUAUGGAAAAAAGGACUAUGAAACAUAUCCUACGUUGACCGAUCUUUUCAUCACUGUUAUCAAUUUGACUGAUGAUGAAAAAUUACAAAUUAGUCAAAGAGGACAACAGUGCGUCUUGAACAAGUUUUCGGACUUGAGUUUUUCACGAGCAUGGAAUGAAGUUCUUGAAGAAAUUGAGGAGAUUGAGCCCGAAUAUGCCAAACGAAGAAGCUAG
Messenger RNA from Lachancea fermentati, 1737 nucleotides. Lineage: Eukaryota; Fungi; Ascomycota; Saccharomycetes; Saccharomycetales; Saccharomycetaceae. The record is from the annotation of a GenBank genome assembly.